Molecule: messenger RNA, 2112 nt
Organism: Symbiodinium natans
Lineage: Eukaryota; Dinophyceae; Suessiales; Symbiodiniaceae
Source: the annotation of a GenBank genome assembly
AUGUUGAAGAAGGGGCGCACCAACAGAAACCGCCACUCUAUGGUGGGCAUGCUCGGUCUGGCACAGCUUCUGACGGUGAUUCAGAUGCUGUCUGUGAUCAGACGUUUCAAUCUUGCCUGGACUGAGCCCUUGGCAAGUGUCCUUGGCUUUCUGGAGUUUCUAAGCUUGGAUGUUGAGGUGCUUUCCUUCAACUGUUUGACGACUGUGGGUCCUGUGGAGCUCUUUGCUGCCCGAGUGCUCGUGGUCCCGGCAAUCAUGAUUGCUGCAUGCUUGGUGCAUAUUUCCCACCACGCCUAUCUUCGUGUCAGAGGAGCAUCCAGGGCCCAUCUUGUUUGUAAGCAACUUGCUACAACAUUGCGGGCUGUCUUCUUCACCUUCUUCAUCAUCUUCUUCGCCACGCUUCUCACACCUUUACAGUGUCGUGAGCAUCCGAAUAAACGUUGGACUGUUCGAGGCUAUCCUGAUGUACACUGUGACGGUGGCGACCGACACGUUCAGAUGCUGGUGCUGGCCAGCGUGGCGUGCACGAUGCCACUGUUCUUUAUCGCGGUCUGCAUCUGGCUAGUCAUGGUGCAGCUUCCCCGGCGCUUGGCCAGGUCGGAUACGGCCUUCUUGGAGUCUUGCUCCUUUCUGAUCGCACGCUUCCGCCCCGGCGCAGAAAGCUCCUGCGUGCUCUUUUUGAUCAGGGGCGCGCUGGUGGCCUUCAGCCCAGUUCUGGCUGCUCAGUACGCUAGAAUCUUGAUGUGCUCUUGGGUGUUGUAUGUUCAGAUAGUGAUGGUGGCUCUGGCUCAGCCAUGGAGAUACAUGGUGUGCAACAUCCUGGACAUUGCUCUUGCUAUUGGCCUGCUUGUGAUUCUUGACAUGGGCUCGUUUGCAGUUGCAGAUGCGGAUCCAAGAGAGAGCUCAGCGGUUGCAAUGUUCUUCCUUUGCUUGAUGUUUCUCAUGAUCGGCGGGACGUCGUCUCGCAGUAUGGCAAGCUACUUUUUUCAACGGUUCCAAAAGAAGUUCAAGUUCUUCGUGUGCCAUCAGAAAAGUGUUUCCGGGUCCAUGGCCCCGCUACUUCAGAUGGCACUGGAGAGGCAGCUGCCGGGCACGAAGACCUUCAUCGACUGCGACGACCUCCACGACUUAUCAAGGCUUUUCAGCUACGUGGGGCAGGAUACUGAGACCUUCGUCAUUCUUGGCACCGGCGGAAUCUUUACGAGGAAGUUUUGUGUGGGCGAAAUUGUCACUGCCCGUCGGGGCGGUGUACACACAUUGCUAUUGGGCUGGCCUAACUUGACAAUGCCAACCGAAACCUUUGCUGAGAGCUACAUUCACUCCGGUUUAGACAUCGGUGAGUUGGCAAAGGCCACGUUCGCAGACUUGGGCAAGGUUACCAUGCUCCCGCUGCCGGAUUGCAUCACGCCGGAGAGCUUUCAAGGCCUUGUUACCAGAUUGAUCGGACACUGUCCUGGCCACAGUGAGGUGAGUGCAACCAGGUCCCUUUGCGAGGUCUCCUCUGCGUUCCCUGUGCUCGUAGACCCUCAAAAUGCAGAGGCCAUGGCAUCCGCCAUGGUGCUUGUGUUGCUUCUGCAAAAACCUUGGCUUGGCACUGACCUGCCAAAACCGUCGAUCGUCAUGGAAGGGUCCGAUCUGGUGCAGUCGACACAGAUUGCGCUGAUGGUGUGCAGCGAGAACUGCUUUCAGUCCUCGCACAUCCAGAGGUUGUUGCUGCAAGCCUGUCGCUUAGGUUCCUGCUGCAUGAUCCCAGUGAUUGUGGAGGACCACUACCAGGCACCGUCAACUUCACAGAUUUCUCUCUGCGAUGGAGAACGGCAUACUUCCGACACGGCAACUUUUUACAGCAUGGUCAUCCAGGCCGUGUUUGACCAGAUUGCUGUGGUGUUUGUACCGCAGAACUACAGCUCCAGCCAUGAAAUUCUCCAGCUUCGUGCAAAACAAACGAUGGAAAGGGUCACUUCACCGCUGACGACACUGCAAGAGAAGACGUUUGGUCUCUUGGGCCAGGCCCAGAGCAAGCCUCAUGCCGGCUGUGUCGUUAAUGAGGUCCACGAGGUUAACGAGCUUCGCGCAACCAGAGCUGAGGAGUUGACCCAAGUUUCCAUGUGA